Molecule: messenger RNA, 8052 nt
Organism: Lytechinus pictus (painted urchin)
Lineage: Eukaryota; Metazoa; Echinodermata; Echinoidea; Temnopleuroida; Toxopneustidae
Product: zinc finger protein 227-like
Exons: 4
Coding region: 184-3645 (1153 amino acids)
Source: RefSeq, a predicted model, not a curated record
AUUCAAUAACAAACCCAGCAAACAAAGACGUGCGUGAGUGAUUCGAUUUUACUUUAAGUUUAGUUUUAAUGCUAGAUGUCUUUAUUCUGAUUUAUUGUGGCAUGAAUGUGAAUCGAGGAAAGUUAGGGCGACCUAUCCAGAUCCAGAGUUAAAGCGUAUUCAAAAGAGGGGACGGAAUAUGAGAUGGAGCCAUCAGUUGAACCUACCACGACAAUGAGAAGGGCAGCAUCACCAUGCAACGUUCCAGUGGAUGAAACAAAAUCUUCAAGGAAGAUGAAACCGUAUGGUUGCAUGAUGUGCAAGAGAGCUUUUAGUAAAGCUUUGAACUUACAGAAGCACAUGAUGGAGACUCAUGGCGUAACAGAAGAGAGCGAUGAUGACGAUGAUGAUGAGGUGGUAGACGAGGACAAGGGUGACGCCAGCCAUGCCCAGAAUCAAGAUGGGGAUAGAAUCAACGUCCUUGCGGAUGCAGCUGCCAGUGUACUUGGUGAGUCCUGUCGUAUCGCUGGGGAGGACAGGGAUACUGAUGAUCCCCAUUCAUGUUUCAAUCCAAGAGAUGGCACUCAGGGGAAUCCCUGGGUGGAUACUCAUAAAACAGCACCAAACUCUGGUAGAGGGGGAACUAGUUCCACUGGGCAGGUCCAAACUGCAUUGCUCAUGAACCCCGGUGAUAUCAUAGCGCAGGCUGCAGUAGGUGCCAAAAUCAUUGUUGAUGCAAAGAAAGUACAUGGAUUGGAAAUAAAGCAUUCAGGCAGGGAAGAACUGUCCUCUGCAGAAGAUGUUGCUUCUUCCUGCGAUCAUAAUCAUGUUGAAGUGGCAAGGGAUGAUGAAUCGGUAUUUUUUCGCGAAAAUGCUGCAGGUGUUGUUCGUACUGAUGGGAAAGAGCAGUGCAAUGAGACAAUAUCACAAGUGCCUCCAGUGUUGUUGCACAUAGACACACCAUCUUCAAAGAUAGCAACUCCAGAACCAAGAAAAUCACCACCUGCCAAGACUGCUGGUGCUUCCAAAGCAACUGGUACCUGUCAGGAAGAUUGUAUCUGUAUCGAUGGAGACGGGCCAAAUGAAAAAUUGAAGAAGGAGCAAAUAACAAAAGCAAAAUCAUCUACAAAUAGAUGUAGGAAGACAUCUCAUACCAAAUGUUCCUUCAUGAAUAAAGUAUCAUCUGCAGCAGAGCCAAGACCCAGGAGUGGGGAACUUGAAGGAAACUCACAAGAUGCUGGUCAUGCCAACCUACAGAACAUCCAGGGUGUUCAAAGACCCAGUCUCCGAAGGUCUAGGAGGUGCUCAAAGAAAAGGGUAGACAGUGAUUUCAUCAGAGAUGGAGAGGGAAAGACGGAGAAGAUGAUCAGAUCAAAGAGGAUGGACCAGAGGAAGGUGGAGAAGAAGAGGAAACGGGUAGAGCGGAAGGGAGAGAAGAAGGAGGAAAGGAAGCAGGAAAUAACCGAGGAAGAUCUGCCCCAAAGUCCUCAAGAAUGUACAGCCAAAGGAACUAACAGGAAAAGGAAGACUUUAGAGGAGAAAUUAGCUGAGCUUCACAGAGCCCAUGAGGAGACGAUGAAACUCAAUGCCUUUGUUCAAAAUAUCAUCACCGAUGGUUCAGAUGCCAAGCUAGCAUCGAACCAGAAAUCCUCCACAAGCAGAAAGCGAAAAUGUAACAAAUCAAAGACCUAUGACUGUCUGAGCUGCCAGAAAAAGUUCCACGUGUUCUCUGAAUGCAUAGACCACAUGAAGAAGGCGCACCUGCCAUCCAAGAAGCGGUGUCCAAAUGAAAGUGAAGGAGAACCUACUUCGUUGGAUGUCUCACCCACUCUUGAAGUAGAGGAAGAUAGCGGCGUUGAGGAGGUAUUGGUGCCUCACCAGGAGAACAGUGCUCCAAAAAGUGAAAGCAACACAAGAAAAGUGCCAAAGAUCCUUCAGAAGAGAAAGAGCUCUGGUACAGUUGGAGAAGUCGCGUGCGAUUACUGCAGUGAGGUCAGCAAGACUUUUGAGGGACACAGGUUACACAUGAAGUCCCACUGCGGGCUUGUCGAGGAGAAAUGCCACAAGUGCAAGGUGUACGAACCUCGACCCAGUGCGGCUCAGAUUGAAGCGAUUGAAAAGUCUGUUGAAAAGGGCAGAGAGCUUACAGAAUCCAGUGGUUAUGAGUUCAGGCAUGGACGGCAGCUGGUCGAGCAGUUUCUACAGUGCAUUGUGUGCGGCAGCUGCUUUGCUGUGUACAAACAUCUUCGUAAUCAUAUGAGUCAGCAUAAAGCCUUCGUGUGUCAGGUCUGCAGUAGUGUGUUUCCGAGCACAGAGGCCUUGGGGAAGCACAUCCCCCACCACAAGACGGGUCCCUUGACGUGCAAAACAUGUGGCCAGACUUUCUUCUCAUCUAAAACACUUCUGGCGCACAUACGCAGCCAUAGCAACAAGUUCAGAUGCAAUGAUUGUGGUGCGACAUUCAGGAAUCGAGGCAAUCUAUUAAAACAUCAAAAGCAAAGCCAGGCACAUGGGCAUGGGGGAGGAGUGAGGUUUAUCACAAAAUCAAAGUAUGAUGGAAAAUCAAAAGUGAUGUGCACAUUCUGUGAAAACCUGUUUUGCUCAGAGACGACCCUGAGACGCCAUAUUGAAGCUUUUCACCCUGAAAAGGUUGAUGAUCGAGGGAAGUACAUGUAUGUAUGCGAGAUCUGCGGGGCUGUCAAACACAAUCAUAAAACCCUCCAAGCUCACAUGAUAUGCCACAAUAAACCCAAGCAAAAGUGUCAUAUGUGCGAUAAAGUUUUCUUGCAACCAACCAAUCUUAAGGGUCACAUCCAGCGCGUACACGAGCAAAGAAGGGAAUUCACCUGCCAGUACUGUGGCAAGUGUGUCUCCUCGAAUAUGAGUUUGCAGGAUCACGAACGACUCCACACGGGCGAGAAACCGUAUAAAUGUGUAAAAUGUGGUGAGAGUUUCCGUCUUCGGAGAUCCUAUCAAUCCCAUCUUCAAAGUAAGCACUUGAAGGACAGGUCCUUCAGGUGCGAUCAGUGCGGGAAGGGUUUCUUCACCCAUCACGCGCUCUACAAACACAAGAGGAUUCAUACUCCAAACGUGUGGAGUGUGUGUCCUGAAUGUGGGAAGCAGUUCAAGCGGAAAGAUCUCUUGCAGUACCACGUGGUGCAGUAUCACCGAGGUCAUUUGCGGUGCUCGAAAUGUACGCGACGCUUUAAUUCCGAAAUCUCCCUAAGGUACCACAUGAACAAGAAGCACAAGAUUAACCUUUACCUCAACCACAAUGCUGAGCAGGAUGAUAGUGAAUCCCAGUCGCAGACAUCACCCGCUGUCAAGGAUAUCCCUUCUCCAACUGUUAGAUCAGAGAACUUGUCUACUGCCCAAGCAAUUCCUUCUCAAUCUGAUACACCAGAAGACCCGUCUUACAUCUCGCAUAGUUCUGCCAAGAAUAUUAUCUCUGCCACCUUGAUCGAUACCAACUCAAAAGAUAGUUUUACAGAUGUGUCUUUAGGCAGCAGUGUUGGUCUCCCAUCCACAUCUGUGACCCUUGAGACUUCUCAUGCUUUACCAAGACCAUAUGCUACAGACCAAAGGCUGAGCGAUCCUACAAACGUAGCCAUCUCAACGAUAUUUUCACAACUCUUUGAAAGAAAUAUUGGCUCUGUUUCAGAAUAGUGUUUCAAUUCUAAUGAUAUCAAUAAUAAUAUGCAACAUUUAUAUAGCGCAUACAAAUGUUUUAAAGCUUUGCAUACUAUUUUCCUGGCUUUAGCACAGCUACCCUGAUCGGGCACUCGAGCAUUCAAGGAAUUUCUUCCUACCUGGCACCCAUUCACUACACCUGGGUGGAGAGUGGCAAAUGUAGAUAAACGCCUUGCCUAAGGGUGCGAGUGCAGCGUUGGGAUUUGAACCCCGGACCUUAUGUUUCAAAGUCUGGAGACUUAUCCAUUGAGUCACUACACCUCUAUGAGGUAUUCUAGAAUGAACUCAUCUCGAUAUUGAGACAUGCUACAUCUAGCCACAAAGCUUGUUGUCUGAAGAAUGUACAGCCAUUGAAGCAGCUUAUAUUGAUUUGGAUCGACGUCCCAGACAAUCUACACGUACUACCAUGACUCAACCCAUCAGGGCCCUGUCUUACAAAGAGUUGUGAUUGAUCCAAUCAAUCACAACUAUGGACGGCCUGCAACGUCAACAUCUGAAAUGCAAAUUUGUUCAAAGUGUAUUCUAGGAUAAUGAUGUAUAUUCAUACAUUCAUCCUUCUCUUGAAGAUUCAGUGUGAAUCUCUUUGUUUUCUAGGGAGAUUGUGCAAACUUCAUGUAGAGAAAAAUUUUGGUAUGGAUGGAUUUCCAUACAGUUGAGAUUGAUUGGAUCAAUCAUAACUAUUUAUAAGACAGGGCCCUGUCUUACAAAGAGUAACAAUUGAUCCAAUCAAUCGUAACUCUAUGGAAAUCCAUCAGUGUCAUAAUUUUUUCUACAGGAAAUUUGCAAAAUAUCCUUUGUAAACAAAGGAGAACACACCAAAUUGUUAAGAAAUCAGUGAAUUCAUGGUUUAAUAUCUAAAUUUUUUUAAAACAAACAUGCAUUUUAUAUGUUGACUUUGCUGGCUUUCCAUAGUUGCGAUUUGAUCCGAUCAAUCGCAACUCUUUGUAAGACGGGCUCCUGGUCUAAUAUCACAUUGGUUCUUAUUGCCAUUUUUUAGAUUAUACUACACUUGGUCUAAUACCCUCAUAGUCUAAUUCUAGUCGAUCCCAUCUAAUCCCCAAAUAGUGGAAUUUCCACUUUGUCUACUACUGAAUAUUGAAUUUAUAAAUAUAUGCUUUACAUCUAAUGAUUAUAUCUAGACAAAGUGCUGUUAAUCCAUUUGAUAUUGGACAAACUGGGUAUAGCCUGACUGGGAAUGAAACAAAACAAUAUAAUUAGACCAAAUUAAGUAGAUGUCGAAGAAGUGGUUGUAGAUGAAUGAGGAUUUGACCAUGUGGGAUGAGACCAAAUGGAAAGAUAAUGAAGUGGGUGUAGGCCAAGUAAGAAAUUUACAAUUGAAACUGCCAGAACUAUUAAAGGUCAAGUCCACAACAGAAAAAAAAUCUUGAUAUGAAUAAAUAGAGAAAAAUCAAACUAGUAUAAUGCUGAAAUUUUCAUCAAAAUCGGAUGUAAAAUAAGAAAGUUAUGGCAAUUUAAAGUUUCGCUUAUUUUUCACAAAACAGUGAUAUGCACAACUCAGUGACAUGCAAAUGAGUCAGUCGAUGAUGUCCAUCACUCACUAUUUCUUUUGUUUUUUAUUGUUGGAAUUAUAUGAUUUUCAUUUUUUACAGAUUUGACAGUAAACACCAACUUGACUGAACCAUAUAGUAUUAAACAAUGCUAAUUCCACAUGUUUAGGGAGGAAUUAAUUGUUGUUUUACUUGACAAUCAGGAGAAAAGUAGAAUAUUUCAUAUAAUAAAAUACAAAAGAAAUAGUGAGUGGAUGACAUCAGUCUCCUCAUUUGUGUACCAACCAGGAUGUGCAUAUAACCGUUUUGUGAAAUUAAGCAAAACUUUAAAACGUCAUAACUUUCUUAUUUUACAUCCGAUUUUGAUGAAAUAUUCAGUGUUCAAGAUUUUUCUAUUUUUAUACAAAUCAAUUUUUUGUUGGGGUGGACUUGUCCUUUAAAUAAUUAUGUUCCUUGUCAUAGCAAAUAUUUCCAUAUUUUUCACAUUCCACAGGGUUGGAAAAUGCAAACGUCAACCUCAUGAAUUAACCAUUUGCAUAAACACCAACCACUUCAUUUGGAAAGGCUCAUGCAGACAUGAUAGAAUGGCAGUGCCCAAGAAAAUUUUAUAUGAUUUUAUGUAGAGUCUCAAUGGAACAGGAUGUGAUUAUAAUUAAGAUUUGCUCCUGAAGUACAUGUAGGUAAUAUGUGACCAGGGGGUCUUUUCAUAAAGCUGUUUGUAAGUUAAGAGCGACUUUAAGAAUGACUGGUGAUCCUUUUUGUGGUAAAUGAUAUUUUCAUUGGCGAUGGUUUAGCGCGUUAGAAAGGUUUACCAGUCGUUCUUAAAGUCGCUCAUAACCUACGAACAGCUUUAUGAAACACCCACCAGCAGUAGCAUACGCAGGAUUUUUGAAAGGGGGGGGGGUUCAAACAACCUGAAUGAAAUGUUGACAAUUAAAGGUCUUCACCACAAAUUUUAGGUCUUUUUGUACCCAAAAAUAAUUUGACAAGCAAAAAAAAGGUCUUCAACAUUUUUUUAGGGGGGGGGGGUCGGGUAUCAAUAAAAUUAAAGGGGGGUUGAACACCUGUAACCACCCCCCCCCUCCCCCCUGCGUACGACACUGCCCACCAGGCAUGGCAAAACCCACAAAAAAGUCGCACUGUGUUAUUUACAGUUUGAGGACAUCGAGAGUUGUUUUAACAGUGCCCUCAGGUAGAACAUCAGUCUUUAGUAUUUAUGAGUGUGGGGAGGAUCAGACGAUGCAACACCUUCUGGUCUGCCCCCUCCUACCAGAGCCAUGCACUGCUGAAGAUCUGAAGUCCUUUAACCCCAAGCCAGAUCUUGUACCCUCCACUGGACAGGUCUUGUGUAGUGACCCGACAAGAAGAAGAAGUAUUUUUUUUGAAAGAGUAGGCCUAAAUGUAUUUCCUGCCCCAUGAUAAAAUUGAUGUACAAAACGAACCUAAAAAACGUUUUUACAGUUUUAAUUAGAGCCAUAUUAUGUCUUUUUGUUAUUAGGUUGCAACGCGUACUUUUUCUUGAAAAGCAAACUAUUCCUUUCUUGUAACUACAGUAUUAUCAACUACAUAAGCUCUUGUGUUCAUACUUCUUUGUAAUGAACAGGAUGUGCCUAAUUAGUUUGCCAACUUUGGGGGCUACUUAAUGACUCUUUUAGGGAAACUUUAUUGAUUUCUUAUCCUCCUUUUGUCACCUUUACACAGUAUUAGGGUAAUUGUGCUUCAGUAUGUUGACUUAAAUCCCUCUUUCAUCAAGAUAACAUUCUAUGGUGGUGAACAUUCUUGUCUUUGUAUUGAGGGUUAGACUCAUUGGCCCGUAUUCUGAAGUCAGAUUUAACUUAGACCAUGGUCUAACUCUGCUUAAAUUAUGGGAAGCCAAAAGUGUCAAAAUUUUUAUUAAGUUGUAUGUUUCUUAUGGUUACUGUGCUCUUUCCUGAUUCAACGAUGGUGAAGAAAAUCAUCUAUUUAUACUUCCUAGAUUUGAGAGUCAAAUGAGCUGAAAUAUUGUUAGUGAUUUUUGUAAUAAUUGGCUAUCCAUACAUAAACCACAACUUUAAACCGAGUUUGAGUUAAACCCGACUUCAGAAUAUGGGCCAUUGACUAGUAGUGAGCAAUAUCAUUUUCAAGAUGAUAAUCUCCUCUGUUAGUAGGGAUAUUCAACUGAAACUUUAUAAAAAUGUAUUUGUACGAUAGUGUAGUAGGUUUCACGGUACACCCUGUGUCUUUCUUGGGCAAUUGUUGGUCCUAAAACGACCACCCGAACUCGACCUUUUCAACGAGAUCUUGUCGUCUUUAGGAGAAUUGGCAAUGUUUCUAAAAGCAGGCCUUGUAUACGCUGUCAAGGUGCCAUAUGUACGGUGCCUUGUAACAAUCGGAAGGUUUCCACGAUGAAGAAGAAUAGUGUGGUAGGUUUCACUUUACACCAUGUAUUGCAUUGUGCGACUUUUUGUGGAUAUUUUCAUGUCAUGGGUCCGUUGCAGAAAGAAUUGCGUUUAAAUGCAAGUCAAAAAAUCAGUCGCAAGUCCCAAAUGCGCACUGUUGAUUGGUUGAAAAAUAGAGUUGCUAUUGCAUGAUUGCCACUCAUUCUGGAACGGGCCCCAGGUCAUAUAUUUUGUCUAGCAUGGCUGCAAGAAUUGUUGAUCAACCAAAUUAAAAAGAAAAGUGAUGCCAAUGCAGUGCUUAAAUUUGUAUUUUUUUAAUAAUGUGACAGAGUCCAAGGCGUUAGCAUGGGGUGCUCUGCACAACAUGGUGAAUAACAGGAGAAUUUUUCAUAAACACUUGUCAUCUACCUUUUUCUUAAUUUUGAUUGGCUGAUAAGUACUGUUACUAUGGUAACUAGGAUAAAAGAGACUUUGUUGAAUAAAUCAUCUGACAGAAA